AUGUUAUACCUGAUGGAAAGGGUUACAUCCAUGUUGGUGGGUCUCAAAUGAAAUCAGAGCAGUGAUCCUCACACACCAGAGUCGCCGUACUGUCAGGACAGGAACUAAUACACAUCACACCCGCGGGUGGGAAGUUUCGUGGGUGUGACAAGCCACAGCAGCAGCACGAGCGUAUGCCUCAUCCCCACUCCCCUCCGCAGCAAGCAUGUGGCUCUGGGGCGCCAUGUUACCGACUCUCAGGAAUUACUAUAUCGCAGUGAAAGUGAUCUUCCAGCAGCUGCUCGGCCGCUCCCUCACCGUACCAGCAGGUACUCAUUAAUGAGUGAAGGAUUAUUCGAGGAACAACACCAUGGAGACUAAAAACGAAGUCUUACAGCCAGAUCUUAAACUGGUUGCUCAUCCCAGAGCUAAGAGUAAAGUAUGGAAGUAUUUUGGAUUUGAUACAAAUGCUGAGGGAUGCAUCAUGCAGUGGAAAAAGAUCUAUUGCCGGAUCUGCAUGGCUCAAAUCGCUUAUUCUGGGAAUACCUCCAAUCUUUCUUACCACCUUGAGAAGAAUCACCCAGAUGAGUUCUGUGAGUUUGUAAAGAGCAACACUGAGCAAAUGAGGGAAGCUUUUGCUACGGCUUUUUCCAAGUUAAAGUCAGAAACAUCACAACAAGUUGUCCAGGAAACUUUAAUAAUGAAAAAUAACCAUUCUUUUGACAACAAGAAGCACAUGGAAGUGUCGUCUGCUGUAAUCAACCUGAUUUGUGAGGGUAUGUUCCCUGCUUCUGUUUUGGAUGAACCUACUUUUAAAUCACUUUUGAGAACUCUGGAUCCUAGGUACGAGAUACCUAGCCGGAAGUACAUAUGCAGCAGGGUGUUGCCUGAGAAGUAUCACACUGUUAGAAAUGUUAUAUUGAAAGAACUGGUUGACAUUUUGUGGUGUGGGAUAUCCACUGAUAUGUGGAGAAGUGAAAACCAGAACCGGUCAUAUGUGACCCUUUUCAUUCAUUUCCUGGCUACUGGUGCUUCUAAUUGUUUGUCUGUUAGUUCCCGGUGUUUAAAAACAUUUGAAGUACCUGAAGAAAACAAAGCUGAAGCAAUUACCCGUGUGUUUUAUGAAACCUUUAUUGAGUGGGGUAUCAGUACCAAAGUCUUUGGCGCUACCACAGAUUACAGUAAAGACAUCAUUAAGGCAUGCUCACUCCUGGAUAUCCCGAUAGACAUGCCUUGUUUAGCGCAGACCUUUAACAUGGGUAUACAACAAGCUUUCCAACUACCAAAACUUUCUGGACUUCUCUCAAGAUGUAAGAAGUUAGUUGAAUAUUUUCAGCAGUCUUCUGUUGCAAUGUACAUGCUCUGUGAGAAACAGAAGCAGCAAAACAUGCUGCCUUGCAUGCUUAUAAGUAACCGUGUUUCAUGGUGGGGUAGCACGCUUGCAAUGCUACAGCGUCUUAAGGAACAACAGUUCACCAUAGCAGGUGUUUUGGUGGAGGACAGUAAUAACCAUCAUCUUAUGCUAGAAGCCAAUGAGUGGAAUACAAUCGAAGGUCUGGUGGACUUGCUACAACCUUUUAAACAAGUUGCAGAGAUGUUGUCAAUGUCAAAAUAUCCCACUAUUAGUAUGGUAAAGCCUCUUCUACACAUGCUGCUGAAUACAUCCUUGAACAUCAAGGAGAUGGAUUUAAAAGAAAUAAGCAUGGCCAAAGAAGUCAUUGCUAAAGCUUUGUCCACUACCUAUCAGCAGACACCAGAAAUAGACAUGUUCUUGAAUGUUGCCACCUUUUUGGAUCCUAGGUAUAAAAGACUUCCAUUCCUGUCUGCAUUUGAACGUUCACAGGUUGAAAACCGUGUGAUCGAGGAAGCAAAAAGUCUUCUGGAAAGAAACAAAGAGAACGCCAGAUCAGAAGAUAAAGUGUUCUCAAUUCCGGAGGAGCCACCAGUGAAAAAAAUGUUGCUAUCCUCUACCUCUCUUCCAACCAGCAGCAUCAACAACAUGCUGGCUGAAAUCUUCUGUCAGUCUGGGGCAUCUGAAGAUCAGGAGGAGUGGCAUGCUCAAGUUGUUGAGGAGUUGAGCAAUUUUAAAUCUCAAAAAGUUCUUGGACUAAACGAGGAUCCACUAAAGUGGUGGUCUGAUCGUUUGGCGUUAUUUCCCCUGUUACCAAAGGUUCUCCAAAAAUACUGGUGCAUUGCUGCCACCAGAGUCUUCCCUGAACGUCUCUUUAGUUCAUCAGCAAACAAUGUAAAUGCUAAGAGAAACAGGUUAGCUCCUGCUCACGUGGAUGAACAAGUUUUUUUGUAUGAAAACACCAGAAAUUAUUCAGAAGCAGAACCCGAAGACGAUGAUGAAGGGGAUUGGGGUUUGCAACCAGAACAGUUUUUUAAUUUAAAUGAUUCACUCGGUGUCGGCAGCAGUUUCUUCUCAAUUAAAGAUAGUGGCUACAUUUAAAUAAACCCCAUUGCUACAUAGGUUGAUUUUGUAAACAUAUUUCUCUUUUUUUUCUCUCUCCCCCGAUACAGUAUUUGUCUUAGCAGCUACCAAACACAUUUUUCCAAUGAAUAUUUUCAUAGUAAAUUUAUACAUUCUUGUGAUCCCUGUUAUGUUUAUCAAUUCAUUUUAGAUGUGCUUCUUAAAAAAUGUGUUUGGGCCAUAACAUUGUUAUAUUCAGUAUAUAAUAAUAUAUACUGCACCUUUCUUUAUGGCAGCAGUUUAACACCUUAGCGUACAGUAUCUGGCAUUGUAGCAAAGUUGACAGAUAACGGAGUACAUGUAUUAUAGUAUUUUAUACAGACAACAUACCUAGUGGUAACUGAGGGGGGCAACCUUUUAAAGAUGUAUUCCAAAACGGGAGCACUUUUUAUUUACUAUAUAGGAGGUUUUAUUUGUUUUUUUUUAACAUUUUAAUGUAAUCAAAGUGGAAAUAUAGUAAUCUAUUUCAUUGGCUGCUUUUAAAUUAAACUUUUUACGUAAUUCAAUGUGAUAUAGAAAAAGCAUGUUUUAUUCUGGAAUAAAUCUGGUUUAUUUUUAAUGUGAUUUUCCUAAAAGGGAAUAUAUCCAUUUCUGUUUUGUCUGGUUAAUUUUAUUUUUCUACAUUAUAUUAAAUAAACUAUAUGUAUACAA
Pseudophryne corroboree (corroboree frog) is the source of this 3103-nucleotide messenger RNA. It is a transcript of the gene ZBED1, whose product is annotated as zinc finger BED-type containing 1. Gene Ontology annotation, biological process: regulation of transcription by RNA polymerase II. The transcript is spliced from 2 exons. The record is from RefSeq and is a predicted model, not a curated record. NCBI's taxonomy places the organism in Eukaryota, Metazoa, Chordata, Amphibia, Anura, Myobatrachidae. The coding region runs from base 350 to 2431 and encodes 693 amino acids. Gene Ontology annotation, molecular function: DNA binding; protein dimerization activity. Gene Ontology annotation, cellular component: nucleus.